Asparagus officinalis (garden asparagus) is the source of this 1779-nucleotide messenger RNA. RefSeq names its product cyclase-associated protein 1-like. Bases 198 to 1619 code for a protein of 473 amino acids. NCBI's taxonomy places the organism in Eukaryota, Viridiplantae, Streptophyta, Magnoliopsida, Asparagales, Asparagaceae. Gene Ontology annotation, biological process: cytoskeleton organization; regulation of adenylate cyclase activity. The transcript is spliced from 11 exons. Gene Ontology annotation, cellular component: cytoplasm. The record is from RefSeq and is a predicted model, not a curated record. Gene Ontology annotation, molecular function: adenylate cyclase binding; actin binding.
AAAGGUUCACCUGCAUGCAAAUUGUGCCCCGAUGAAAAUUAACGUCCCCCGGAGAAGAUCACGUAUUAAUCGCCACUUCAGCAUUCGUAGCUUUACAUCUCCAAUAGUUUUUCUCUCUUUCCAUAAUCAUUCUUCUUGUUCCUUCUCCUUCAAGAACGGAGUUCAAUUCUUGCCCAAAUUCCCAAGCAUUUAAAGGAAUGGAGAAGGAAUUAAUAAAAAGGCUAGAAUCUGCUGUUUCACGGUUAGAGGCAAUCUCUGCCGGACCUGGGACCACCAUUUCAUCCAGGGGUUUCUCCGAUGAUGGUCCGUUGGAUCCAUCAAUAUCGGCAUUCUCUGAUCUAAUUGAGAACUACAUUAGCAAAUUUAUUGAAACGGCAGAGAAAAUUGGCGGGAAUGUUUUGGAGGCGUCGAAGGUAGUAGAGGAGGCUUUCUUAGUCCAAAAGGAUCUUUUGAUCCGGGUCAAGAAGUGUCAGAAACCAGAUGUUGCUGGCUUAUCAGAGUUUCUGAAGCCGCUAAAUGAAAUAAUUGUUAAAGCAAAUUCUAUGACCGAAGGGAAACGAUCUGAUUUUUCCAACCACUUAAAAGCAGCUUCAGACAGUCUUUCAGCCUUAGCAUGGAUAGCUUAUUCGGGAAAGGGCUGUGGCAUGAGUCUUCCCAUUGCACAUGUUGAAGAAAGUUGGCAGGCAGCUGAAUUUUAUAAUAACAAGAUUCUCGUGGAGUACAAAAAUAAGGAACCUGAUCACAUAGAGUGGGCAAAAGCUUUAAAGGAGCUAUAUUUACCUGGUUUGAGGGAAUAUGUGAAGACAUUUUAUCCAUUGGGGCCUGUUUGGGGUCCUGCAGGAAGUCCUGCUCUUUGUAACUCGAGUUCUUCUAAGGGAAAAUGCCCAGCUCAAUCCCCCGCUGCACCACCACCUCCUUCAAAAUGUCUUUUUAGCUGCGACACAUCAUCAUUGCAACCUAAAACAGGGAUGUCCGCUGUAUUUCAAGAAAUAAGUUCAGGCAAGCCAGUAACUGCAGGUUUGAGGAAGGUGACUGAUGACAUGAAAUCUAAGAAUCGUGUUGAUAGAAGUGGUGUUGUUAGUACAACUGAAAGGGCGCCUCAUGUUAAUACCUCUUUGGCUGCUAAAGCAACCCCUCCCAAAUUUGAGCUUCAAAUGGGUCGCAAGUGGGUUGUUGAAAACCAGAUAGGAAACAAGAGCUUGGUUAUUGCUGAUUGUGAUUCUAAACAGUCUAUUUAUGUAUUCGGCUGUAAGGAUUCUGUUUUACAAGUAAAAGAAAAGGUGAACAAUAUAACUGUUGAUAAAUGCACCAAGACAGGAAUUGUGUUCAAGGAUGUUGUGGCAGCUUUUGAGAUUGUCAAUUGCAAUAGAGUUGAAGUCCAAUGUGAGGGUUCAGCACCAACCAUAUCAAUAGAUAACACAGGAGGAUGCCAACUCUACCUCAGCAAAGAUUCACUAGAGGUUUCCAUAACUACAGCGAAAUCAAGUGAAAUUAAUGUACUUGUUCCUGGCGAAAGCCCUGAUGGUGAUUGGGUGGAGCAUAAUUUGCCACAGCAGUUUGCUCACUGUUACAAAGAUGGACAGUUUGUAACAUCACCAGUAUCUCACUCUGGUGGUUAAUUUUCUUCCCAAAUAUUGGAAUUUCCCACUAUGUCUAUUUUGCUACGGUAUGCUAUUAUAUCUCGAUAGAGGAUGCAGAGGAUUUUCAAGAUUUAUGCUUGGAUUGUCUGCUUAUUCUUUUGAUUCUUUUUUUAUCAGUUUGUUCCAGUUGUUCUUUCUC